UAUAUUUAUACAAAAGAAGAAAGAAAAGCGAAAUUUGGUGUGAGAGAGCGAAGCAGCAGGUGCUCAAGUUCCAGUACCACGCCCACUGUUGGAUCUUCUCCUCCCUCGACUCUUCCAUCGAUACAUUCUGCAACUGCUAGGGGAAAUGCAGAAUCCAGACGCAAAUCAGCUUCCUGAAGUUGAUUCAUUACCGGAUGGGUUUGUUGAGAGUACUACAGAGCCUCUUGCUCCUGUAUCUCCAACUCCUGAACAGGAGAAGCCCCUGAAUAGUUACAAGGAUGAUGAUUCCUCUGACCUUAGUCAUUCUAAUGAACUAUCAAAUGAUUUGGGAGAAAAAGAGUUUCAAAAUAAUCAUGAAUGCUCAGGGGAGAUUCCCUCUAAUAGCUGUAUGCAGCAGACAGAAGGUGCACAAAUUACAUCUGCUGUAGCAAAUUCUGUUUCCGAGUCUCCGCUAUCCACAUGCUGUGAGGUAAAGGAGGAGCAAGAAGAAGAAUGCCAAAGUUCAGAUAAAUCAACUGUUGUAGCAUUGGAGACAAAAGCACCACCUGUAAAAAAUGCGUGUUCAUCAGAGACUGUUGAUUCUUCAAAAAACAAAAAAGCAGAAACUGGUGAAAAGCGCAAAAGUUCAAAGCGUACUCUUAAAUCAGAGAAGGAGCUUUUAGAAUUUACACUGAAGUAUCAACAAGUCUUGGGAGAAAGAGAUGCAGCUCUUGCUGUCCGAGAUAAGCUUGAGUCACUGUGUAGAGAGUUACAACGCCAAAAUAAAAUGCUGAUGGAAGAAUGCAAACGUGUAUCAACUGAGGGGCAAAACUUAAGGCUGGACUUGUCAGCUAAGUUUCAAGAUGCAAUCAAGGAUGUCAGUAUUAAGCUUGACGAACGAAAGGAUGAGUGCCUUUCUCAGCUAAAGGAGAAUGACAUGUUAAGAAAUAAGCUAAAGCAGCUUGCUGAACAAUAUGAUCUCUCUGAACAGCAAUACGCACAGAAGUUGAAGCAAAAGUCAUUGGAACUACAGCUUGCUGAUUUAAAAAUUAAGCAACAUGAGGAAAAAUUGGUUCAGGAACAAUCACAGAUAAAAAUAUAUGCGGAACAAGUAUCUCAGUUAUUAGCAACUGAGAAGAAUUUACGAUUGCAGCUGACAACUGAUGGAGAAAAAUUCCAACAAUUCCAGGAAGCGCUGUCAAAGAGCAAUGAGAUUUUUGAAACAUUCAAGCAAGAGAUUGAGAAGAUGGCAAAGUCAAUCAAGGAACUCAAGAAGGAGAAUCAAUUCUUGAAGAGUAAAUCUGAGAAGUCUGAUAUUACACUUAUAGAGUUGGUUGAUGAGCGUGAGCGCUUGAAGAAACAACUGGAGAAAACUAAAAAUCAGAAAGAAAAACUUGAAUCGUUAUGCCGGUCACUUCAGGCAGAAAGGAAACAAAGUUUUGCCGAGAACAAGAGCAAUAACUCAGAUCAAAUAUGAAGAAGAGUUGGUUCCAAAUUCCAAGCUUUUACUGAAAAUAACUUGUGGAAGCAAAUUUAUCUUUCUAAUACCUUGUUUAUCUAUCUAGCAUAGUGGCUUGGCUUGUGGCUUGGCUUGGUUUGACAGGGAAUUUGCAUGCAGUUACAUUAAUGUCAUAAAUUCUGAUGCUAUGUUUUAUUUUUAUUUUAUUUUUUUUCCAUUUCAAGAUUUAAAACAGGGUAAAACGUUGACCUUGUCA
Molecule: messenger RNA, 1694 nt
Organism: Cajanus cajan (pigeon pea)
Lineage: Eukaryota; Viridiplantae; Streptophyta; Magnoliopsida; Fabales; Fabaceae
Product: alpha-taxilin-like protein
Molecular function (GO): syntaxin binding
Source: RefSeq, a predicted model, not a curated record